GCAGCGCAUUGCUUGGUGGGAUUUUGAACUGCCAGUGACCAACGGCUCACUCUGGCAGCGCGCAACGUUGACCGAUCAUUUCUCUCUCUGGUUAGUCUUUUCAUCGCUUCUGACCGAUUGGUGGCGGCCACAACUUCCAUUGAAAAUGAGGAGAAGUGUGGCGCUCGCAGCAGAGUCCGUGUCGUGCCUCAAUAAAGCUUUGUGCCACCUGAAGGACAUUUGGGAGGAGAUCGGCAUACCUGAGGACCAAAGACUGCAAAGAACGAAUGUUGUCAAGAAUCACAUUAAGAACUUACUCGAUAUGAUGAUCAAAGAGGAGGAGUCUUUGAAAAGCAGGCUUGUAAGCAACAUUCAGAACUGCAAAACUGAAAGGGAGAAGCUUUGUCUUGAACUACAGAUUGCAUCUUUUGAGGAAGAGGCUGGUAUCAGCAUGCUCCAACAGGAAAAGAACCUCCGCACACAGGUGGAGGCUCUGACAAAGGAGAAGGAUAGGCGGAUGCAGCAGCUGAAGGCUCUGCUGGUGCAGGACCAGUACCUGUGUGACAUCCUGUGCUCCAUUCCUUAUAGCAUCACCCCAGAUUCUGUCCCCUCACUUGAACAACUGGAGAAAUUAAGCCAGCAUAUUGUCAGCCAGAGUGCUGAGAAGGCAAAACGGUAUGCUGAGUUCAUGGACCUUAAAAAGCAGAUCAUCUUGUACAUGAGUGACCUGGACCAUGUCCCAGAGACCAGUUUUGAGAAGGAUGUUGUCUGUGAAGAUGAAGACUCUUUCUGUCUUUCGACGCACAACAUUAAUGCACUCAAGCUGCUUCUUUGUCAGCUGGAGCAACACAAGGCGGAGAACGAGGCAACAUGUGAGGCUCAUCGAGAGAAGAUCCAGCAACUGUGGGACCGAUUGCAAGUUCCCCAAGAGCAAAGAGAGGCCUUCAACGAGCACAUGGUCAUGUCGAAGAAACUCAACCUAGACGCGCUCCAAGCAGAGGUACAUCGUUUGGAGGACCUAAAACUGCAUAACAUUCGAAAUGUGACCGAUGCCAUCCGCUCUGAGAUUGCUGUGUUUUGGGAGAAGUGCUUCUACAGCCUUGAGCAACAGCAGGCGUUUUUUGCAUAUUUUAGUGAGGAUUUCACAGAGGAGCUGUUGAGUACGCAUGAUGCCGAGCUCCAGCACUUGAAGCAGCAUUAUGAAGAUCACAAAACUCUUUUUGACGGGGUUCACCAAUGGGAAGAAAGCUGGAGACUCUUUCUAGAGUUGGAUAAAAAAGCCUCAGAUCCAACGAGAUUCACAAAUAGAGGAGGUAAUCUUCUUAAAGAGGAAAAACAGAGGGCUGAGCUUCACAAAAACCUGCCAAAGAUUGAAAAUAAUCUGAAAGCCCUGAUUGAUGCCUGGGAAGGUGAACAGGGUUGUGAGUUUUUGGUCAACGGCCAGAAGUUUCUUGAGUAUGUGGCGGAACAGAGGACACUGCAUCAAGCACAGAAGGAGAAGGAAAAACUAGAAAGGCAUCUAAAAAAGAGCAAGCAGACCGAAGAGGAUAUGCUGUAUGGAACAGCAGUACGAACCCCCAAACGUAGAUUCCCGGGUAACCAAACCCCAAGUAAAUCACGAAAAAUGUUAAAUGCAACCUCCAGCCUUUCUUUGGCCACAUCCAACAGCACAAUGCGCUCUGCCUUUAGUGGAACUGUCUGUCGCUCACCCCUACCCCGCUCACCUUUUUCUGCUAACAAGGGACAUACACAAAGGGUGCUGGUUAAAUCUCCCCACCCAAAGGUGACAGGCUGUAACAAGGAAAAUGAGAUCCAGUUGAAGGGGACUCCUCUGAGUGGUGCGUUGAUGACCCCCUCUAGUCCACAGUGUAACGUCAGCCUUAACUCAGUUGCCAGCACAUAUUCGGAGUUUGCGAGGGACUUGGUGAAUACUGAAAGUGUUCAGUCAAGCGAGACCUGUCCAAGGCCACUAACGCCAAGAUCCAGCACCACAUCCUGAACUCUACAUCCACCAAACUCUGACCUCUGAUGCUGACUGUCUUUUUGCCACCAUCUUUGUAGUAAAGAUCCUUCCCAAUAUCUAAUGGUGCCAUCUGCUUUUUAAUGUAAAUGAAGGAAAUAGUAUAUGAUAUUUAGUCUCAAUCUUUGUUCUGGUCUAGCCAAACAAGUCUUGUCACUGUCCGCAAUAAGAAACACAAGUUAAAACACUACCUUGGCUUUUGAAUAUUGACUUGCAUGUAAAUUUGUAGGUAUUGUGUGUUUUGAAAUAUAUAAUAGAAAGAAAUGUUACCUUUCCACAAUUAUGCAAUCCUCCAUUAUGCAAUAUUUGCACUUCUUGUAAAGUUCACGCUCGCUUUGUUCUAUUUGGACGUUUCACAGCUGAUUGUAGUUAUGUGUACGAGUAUAUUUAUAUUUUCAUCAUUUUUAUUUUUUUUAUUUUUAUGGAAAUAUCCCAUUUGACAUGCUGAACACGUUCUUCAUGUCCUUUAUUGAUGCUUUAACUUUUAAAAGCACAGAUUCUUGUACAUGCUCAUGGCUUAUUUGUAAACGCUCAUCAAAAGAAGCAACGGAAGAUCAUUCAGAAUUUCUUGCAUGGGUUGUAUUUUCAAUUCCUGUACAAAUGUUUUUAGAAAAAUAUAACAGUACAUCAUAUACGUUUGGUGUGGGGCUUCAUU
Nerophis lumbriciformis (worm pipefish) is the source of this 2654-nucleotide messenger RNA. It is a transcript of the gene prc1b, whose product is annotated as protein regulator of cytokinesis 1b. NCBI's taxonomy places the organism in Eukaryota, Metazoa, Chordata, Actinopteri, Syngnathiformes, Syngnathidae. Gene Ontology annotation, biological process: mitotic spindle midzone assembly; microtubule cytoskeleton organization. The record is from RefSeq and is a predicted model, not a curated record. Gene Ontology annotation, molecular function: microtubule binding. Gene Ontology annotation, cellular component: mitotic spindle midzone; spindle; cytoplasm.